CACACCCGAACUUUUUGGCUUGGGUUUAGCCAAUCCACCCCCUACUCACCCCUCCAUUUGUUCCUCUUCUCCUUCUCCCUCUCCUGAUUGUUCUCCUCUCUUCCUCCACACACGCACGCUUCACAGCCAGGGACAUGACCGCCGCGAUGUUCCGUGUCGCUGCUGCGAAACCUUUGCAGCGCACGCUGGUGCGUCGUGUCUCGACCAGCUUUAGUUCACAUGGUGGGACUGGGGGUUCCUUGGAGGGGUAUACUCCACCCACGACCAGUUGAGCUUAAAGGACUUGAUUCGCUUGUUUCUCCCUCCAGCUUCGGCCGUCCUCCACUAACCACCCAAUCUCUCCUUACCUCUGCGCGCUUUACGAGGGAAUACCUACCCGUCCGCCUCUCGAGACGGAUCCGAGCCUUGCGAAAUCUUCCCUACAUUAUCGUUUCGAACCCGAACAUUUCAACAAUCUACAAUAACUACAUUGACUCGCUCACCGCCAUCCUUGCCUUUCCCGCGGGGAGCUUGACCAACUUAACCGAGGAGAGCAAGUUCACCGAGCUCCUGACGGAAAUCGUCAAGACGCACAGCAAUACAAUUCCCAUCCUAGCAAAGGGAUUCUUGGAGUGUCGUGGGUACGUUACCCCGGAAGAAGCCACAAAAUUCCUCGACCACCAUUUGAGAGCUCGUAUUGGCACCCGGUUGAUGGCAGAGCAGCACAUCGGUCUACACCUUGCUUCGGUCCCGCAGCCGCCGACCGUAAGCGUCCCCGGAAAGUCCUAUAUAGGGACUGUGGACACUGAACUCCGCCCCGCGGAGAUCAUCGAAUCGUGCGCUUCCUUUGUCGGGGAUAUCUGCGAGCUGCGAUAUGGCACCAGACCUAAACUCACCAUCGACGGAAACCCUGACAUCACGUUCCCUUACAUACCCGUUCACUUGGAGUACAUAAUCACGGAGCUCCUGAAGAACGCCUUCCGUGCCACAAUCGAAGCAAAUUCCCCUGUUCCCGUAAUCGCGACCAUCGCAGCAGCACCCGGCCCGCCGGACGCCGGCGGCAUCACAAUCCGGAUCCGCGACCAGGGCGGCGGGAUAGCGCCUGAUGACCUCUGCCACAUAUGGUCAUACUCCUUUAGCACUUUCAACGGCUCCCGCUCAUCCAUCGGGUCGGGAAAUUCGGGACGUCUGGAAGAUGUGGACGACGGCGGCGCUGACGGGGGGGUGGACGUUAUGGGCAGGUUUACCGAGAGCGCGGGUGCACUAGAAACUAGCUCCAUCGCCGGGUUGGGUUACGGAUUACCGAUGAGUAGGGCAUACGCGCAGUACUUUGGCGGCAGCUUGAAGGUGCAGAGCGCAUAUGAAUGGGGGACUGACGUGUAUUUGAGGCUGAAGGGGGUGGGGCUUGACGGGGUUUAGCUUUUAGUAUCAUGCACACCAUUGACAAAAAGGGGGGAGCGAGUGAUGGAAUCAAUUUGAUUUGAGAGAUUGUGUGUGUGUGAAAGAGGGAGGCGAAGCGAGUGAGACUUUGUGCGCCAAGAUAGUGUGAGCGUGUAGGAGCGGUUAUUGUAUGAUAUGUGCUCGGACUAUAGCGUCAUUACCAUAAUUACCUGUGUUGUGGUCGAGCCCAUUUCAUUCCCUGUUUGUUGCUCGUUCCCUUUGCUUUCUUGCUUCCUUGCUUCUUGACUUGAGCUACAA
This is a messenger RNA of Tuber melanosporum (Perigord truffle), 1677 nucleotides long. RefSeq lists its product as uncharacterized. The record is from RefSeq and is a predicted model, not a curated record. Gene Ontology annotation, molecular function: pyruvate dehydrogenase (acetyl-transferring) kinase activity. Lineage: Eukaryota; Fungi; Ascomycota; Pezizomycetes; Pezizales; Tuberaceae. The transcript has 3 exons. The coding region runs from base 220 to 1398 and encodes 392 amino acids. Gene Ontology annotation, cellular component: mitochondrion. Gene Ontology annotation, biological process: regulation of glucose metabolic process; protein phosphorylation.